GGAAUAAAUCUGCUUGGUAUGUGCGUCCAGAUGAACUCCGUCCUUUAUAAUCGGUUUUAGGAAAAUUCAAGGAUAAAAAGCGACUGACGUCCACGCGCUUAUAAAAAUCCCAAUGUUUGUGUGCGCGCGCGUGUGUGUGUGUGUAAUGAGACAGGACGCACGCACACACACUAAUCUUACUGUAAUCUCUCAGAGUGUUUGGCUGCUAUAGUCUAACAGUAUUUAUCGGCUAUAUUUUAUUCUUUACUUGAGCUGAAACGUUCAACGAGAGAGAAAGAAAGGAUGAUUAUAACGGGUUAAGUCGAGAGGUUCAACAAUAGAAACAAAAUUACAACAUUAAAGAAACCGAUUCUCAAUGCUUUGUUUUAGGUGACCAUGGGAACACGAGUGACACCCGUCUGAUGUUCAUGAUGGUGUAGCUCCGCCCAUUCUCAAGCAGGAUGUUGGUUUCUUCAGGUAACCAUGGACGAGCUUUGAGUCUGAAGGGUGUGGACCCGGAAACAUGUAUGAUUGUUUUCAAAAAUCACUGGACACAGGUUCUGAGGAUCUUGGAGAAGCAUGACCCAGGUCGUGGCUUUGGUCUGUCAGGCAGCCUGCGAUUCGGCCCGAUCCCCGGGGACGAAGCGAGCGCAGUGCAGAACUACGUCGAGCACAUGCUCUUCCUGCUAAUGGAGGAGGAUUCUGGGCGGAGCGGUGCCAUGGGUCCUAUCCUAGAAUUUGUGGUGGUGGAGAACGUGAUGGAGAAGUUGUUUCUGUGGAGUCUUCGUCGAGAAUUCACAGACGACAUGAAGCUUGAACAGCUGCGCAUGUACGAUAUGCUGGUGGCUCGAGCCAAACAACCUCUGCUUCACCACAAACCCAUCCUAAAACCCCUUAUGAUGCUGCUGUCUGCCUGCUCCAGCUCCUCCUCCGUGGGCUUCACCGCUCCAGUCAAAAGCAACAGCUCCAGGACAGAGCUCACCUGCACCACAGGUGGAGGCGGGGCCUCGGUGGAGGCGGAGCUUGUGUGUCUGCUGCAUCAGUUGUGCUGCGUGCUGGUGAAAGAUACCUCCGUUCUCGAGCUCUUCUUCCACAGCAGUGAGGAUCAAGGAGCCGCAAACUUUCUUUUAUUUUCUCUUCUCAUUCCGUUCAUUCACCGCGGCGGGACGGUCGGCUCUCAGGCCAGAGACGCUCUCACGCUUAUCAUGAGCCUUUCAUCUCAGAACCAACUGGUGGCCAAACACAUCACAGAAAACACAUACUUCUGCCCGGUGUUGGCUACUGGUUUGAGUGGUCUGUAUUCGAGUCUACCAGCUAAACUAGAGGUGUACAGUGACGGCUGGUUCUGUCUGGAGAGAAAUGAUUGGCUGCAGAUUCCAGAACUUUCUCAGUUUCUCAACUCACUCAACUUCUGCAGCACUGUGUGCAAGGUUGCUCAUGCGUCUAUCCGAGAUCAGCUGCUGAAUUACAUCUAUAAUGGGUUUCUGGUGCCUGUCAUGGCUCCGGCUCUUCAUAAGUUGACUCUGGAGGAAGUGAUGACAACAACAGCGUAUCUGGAGUUGUUCUUGAGGAGUAUGUGUGACCCAGCUCUCCUCCAAACCUUCCUCAUCUUCAUCCUCACACAUUGCCAUGACAACGUCAGCAUCCUGGACACGCUGGUCAGUCGAAUCAACACACCUUUUCAGUUGGGUACGGUGUCUCUGGCUCUGUUUCGAACUCUGAUUGGUCUGUAUUGUGAAGAUGUCAUGCUGCAGUUAAUACUCAGAUAUUUGAUUCCCUGCACUCAUCUGAAGUGUGGUGAGAGAGUCAGAUUGAAAGAGAGAGAUUGUUACUCUAUCACUGCAUCUGCGCUGCUCUCUCUCGCCCCUUCAUUCUUCAUUUCUCAACCCUGCUGCUCUCCAUCACAACCUCCAAAACCCGACUACAUCCUCUGGUCAAAGGUCACUGAGGGUCUGCUAAAGGGCAACAUGGGCAUAGAGGAUCUGUUCUCAGGUGGAGAUAGUGUCGGAUGUUCUCGAAUAUUCGCUUCAGAGCCCUUAAUAAACAAGAACUACCUCCAGUAUCUGUAUGAUGCCCGCCGCAUCAUCUGUUCCAGUGUGCAGGCAUGCUGCGUGUGGUCGGCCCCAUAUGACGGACUCAAUCCCUCUCCAGAUGAGUGUCAGGAGGAUGAAGAGGAGAAAGAGGAUGAUGGGAGUCAUCCUGUCACCACGACAUCGCCCAUUCAGACAGCCACACCCCAGCCGCCCUCCGACAGCGGCUUCACCGGCGAGCGUGAGCGGCUCGAGUUGGAGUGGGAUGACACUUACGACGCCGCGCCCGACGGAGACGACAGCCAAGCGAUUUCUGACAAUUUGCAAGUUUUGCCUAUCCCGGACGAGCCCCCGAAACACAUCCAAGAGAUGAGAAAAACGGCCAUCAUGUUGAUUAAAGGAUCGUACAUUGAGGAAUCAGACUUUCAGGAUGAUGUGCUGGUUUAUAAUCUAAUUGCUCAGAAAGAUGCACAAGACGACCGACAAACAUCAAUUAAGGACACGUUACAUCACAACUGUACGAACAACCUACACAACCACCACAUAUUCAACAAUACACACAGCCAUCAUGUCACACAUAAUCCAGUCCAAAGCAAACAGACACACAAUUCUGAACCCAAAGAUUCAGCACACCCCAGAUCACAAACAUCCACAGUUAUUGUGAACGGACACGAUCGUGAAGAACAGAAACAGGAGGAGGAGUCUGAGGAUCUGGACCAAAAUCUUAAUGUCAUUUUAGAUCAGCAUCAGAGCAAAAAUCAGACCUCAGCAGGAGAUAAAGGUGAUGACUUUAUCUCUCAGUGCCUACAGCUCAUUCACCAUCUGGGUGAAGAAGACGAGAUCAUCAUGGAUGAUGAAGAUCACCAGCAGCGGCUGCAGGCUCUGCUGUAUGGAGAAGAGAAGGAUGUAGACUUUGAUUCUUUAUGUGAUAAAGAUGAAGAUGAAGAGCCAAACGCGACCGACACCAGGAAACAACGAAUCCCGUUUAUAGGGCCCUUCAUCAGUGUUUUGCUUGCUCGUCUGGAGAACAUGCUGGAAAACUCCAUCGAGGUGAACCUACUGGUUACUGGGAUAUUAACUCAACUGGCAUCUUACCCACAACCACUACUGCGAGGGUUCUUUCUCAACACUAGACCCGCAUUUCAGCCCAGCAUACGAUCACUUUACCAGGUGCUUGUAUCAGUGGGUUCUCAGAUUGAACAGUACACAGCAUCCAGACCUGAGUUUUCUGAACUGGUCCGUGAAGCCGCCCAGUAUCUGCUGCUCAAAGAUCAGAUCUUACAGGAACGAGAGAGAGACGUCCACCUGCAGGAGAAUGAUGCUGUCUGGUUUCUGAACGGUCAAUUCCCAUCUCAUCUUCAGAAACCUCUUCCUCCGUGUCCUAAAAUCCCCGUACAUCUGCGAAACAAAGUGUUUGCUGUAAUUCUGUUCAAUGAGUUUCUGAAGGAGCUGGCAGCCAUCGCACAAGAGCACUCCAUAUUAAUAAACGACAGAUGAGUAACUCCUACAUCACAUUACAAAAACGUUCAAAAACAAAUGUCUACAUGAUCCUAUAUACAGUGCUGCUUAUCAAAUUUAUUAGACCAUCUGUCAGUUUGUCUCAAAGAUCAUCUGGCAUCAUUAUGUGGACUUUUUCCUUCUUAAUGUUUCAUCAUUUUGUACAGGAGUGAUGAAGGUCAAAUUGAAUUCAUGUUUUUAUUCCCAAAAUUGAGCCGGCACGUAAUCGCCAACAUUGUUCGUGUACAUUGGUUAAGAAGCACUUUACAUUAAGUUUCUCGAGCACUAUAUAUCUCUCUACAUAUCUGAACCUCAAAAUACUGGUAAAGCUGAAUUUAUGGAUUUUUAUGUAAUAUCUCCAAACUGAUCCAAGAUCAGGCUUGUAUAUCACUCCCUAUUGUGGGAUGGUCGAGUUAAACUUACAGUUUUCAUGACAAUCUUUAUAACAGUUUUCUAAAAACGGUGCCCAGUAAACAAUGUGUACAACAAUAUGAAAACGAUCCACUGAUACUGUUAGCCGAUUAUUCGGAAUGAUAUCUGCCGAUACCGAUAGUUUGGUUAUUAUAUUAAUUUGCAUUAACGAAAUUCUGAAGAUUAAAGAUUAUUCCUUCAUAUAAUGACCAUUAAUAUUGAACAUCAAACUGAUGAAUUUUCUUUACAUUUUCUAUACACAGAGCUCAAAUGCAUUGCAUUUUCCUGUUCUCUUUUGAUAAACAGGACAUACAGUAUCAGCGAUGACUAUCGGCUGUUUUUAAACGAUCAAGUUUAAGUCUGUUUUAUUUCAAUUCUGCCACAUGUGAUGCACAUACAGAGAAUUGAAAUUGCGUUACUUUACCAUAGGUGUACAAAGACAACUUUAAAUACUACACGGUAAACAUUAUAACAUUAAACACUAACAGGAGAGUUUUUAAACAAAUUACAAAUAAAUACAGUCAAUAUUUACUGCUAAAAAAGUCAAAAGUUCGAGAUAGAGUGUCAAAAAGUAACAAUAUAAUGGGUAUGGUGCAAAGAGAACAUUUACAGAUUAAAUUUACUUUGCAGUUUUAUCGGCCGAUAGUGUGAAAAAUUGCUUUUUUCGACUGAUACCAAUAAUUAUUUGAUUUAAUGGUUCAUCUCUAGUAUACACUGUAAUAAGUAAAAGUUGGAUCGACUUUACCAAAACUACCAAUUGAAGUAAGUAUUUGUAAGUAAACCAUCUUUUUACAGUGUAGUAUUCAGUAAGUAGUAAGAUUUCACUCCAAUCAUUGCUAUUGUCCAAGUUUAUGGUUUAAGUUAAAAGUCUUAAUAAUAAUAACAGAUCCCAUGCUUUAAUUGUUGUUGAAUUGUAUUUUUUCAUCAUCAGUGUGACUUCUAAGCACUUUAAACCAACAAAAAUAUGUUUAUAUCAGCCUAAUUUUUCUAAAGAUUUAACUGAUAACAUCUGAACUUUUUCGAGGUACACUUAUGUGUUUAUGUUUUAUAAUGCUGCUAUUUUGUAUCAGGUUUAAUAAGAUUGAAAUGAUACCUUUCUAAAUGCACAGAUCAUCAUUAGAACAAUUUUAUUUUAAAAUCAGCUAAGAUCAACUUUAUUAUGGAAGUGAAUUACUGACAAAAUUUAAAGACUGCAAAAUAUUCAGCCCAAUCUCACGGGAAUUCAUAUGUAUUUCAUGAGUUGGCUAAUUCGUAAGAAUUUUUACAAAAUGAAUCGUACAAAAAACGAACCAUAAUAAUAAUGAAACCCCUAAUCUCAACAUCCCAGAUGCAAAAACGUACAAAUGUGGUUGUACGAAUAAUACGAAUUGGCCACCUCAUGAUACAUAGGAAUUGCUAUGCGACUGAGUUGAAAUGUUUCAUAAACUAAGUAUUAUUUUAAUGCAUAUUUGUACAUUUACAUAUUAAUUAAAAUGAUGAAAGGAAAUGUGAUUUUUGUAGUGUCUUUUACCACAUGUGAAGUUUUGUACUCAUGUUUUUAUAGAGCCAAAGUGUGUUUG
This is a messenger RNA of Paramisgurnus dabryanus, 5476 nucleotides long. RefSeq names its product FHF complex subunit HOOK interacting protein 1Ab (gene fhip1ab). NCBI's taxonomy places the organism in Eukaryota, Metazoa, Chordata, Actinopteri, Cypriniformes, Cobitidae. The record is from RefSeq and is a predicted model, not a curated record.